GUUAGUCAACUGUCAUUUUCUAUGCAGCCUUUCUACUUCCAGACUGCCAUUGGGCACUCUCUUUGCGCAACACAUUUGGAGUUUAAAUAUUUGAUCAGAUUCUUUGCAGAAAUAUCACAAAACUCUCCCCUAUUAUAGUGUUUCCCUUGCCUGUGGUCUGCAUAGACAAGAACACAAAAAAAAAAAUCUCUUUUUUUGCAGAAUCAAAGAGCCCUAUGGAUCAAAGAUUGCUCAAGGCUGCAAGAUCAGGUGAUAUUAAUGUAAUCAAGCAACUUGCUGAUGCUGAACGCAAUAUCCUUGGUGGAACAACGCCUCAAGGAAACACUGCUCUUCACAUGGUUGCAAGAUUCGGGCACGAGAAUUUGGUACAAGAGAUAAUGAAGAGGCAACCUGACCUUCUCCUCAAGAGUAACCUUAAAGGUGAGACCCCAGUUCAUGUUGCAGCCAGGGGUGGACAUUGGCGAAUUGUUCUAUUAUUCAGAGAUUCUGUACACAGAGAUUCUGUGCAAGGCUCAAACGGAGUUUACAUUGCAAGAAUCAGAGAUAAUUAUGGUAACACACCCUUACAUUGUGCUGUGAGAAAUGAUCAUUAUUUGGUGGUGUGGAGAUUGGCAGACAAAGACCGAGAAUCAUUGGUGUUGGUUAAUAAUGCUGGGGAAUCUCCACUGUCUAUCGCUAUUGAUCUGAAGUUAGCAGUGACUGCUGAGGCAAUCAUCGGUUUAAAUCGAUCAACUCUUGAGUAUAGAGGACCCAAUGGCCAAACCCCUUUGCAUUGUGCUGUCAUAAGGCGUGAUUUACAUAUCAUGAAAAAAAUGCACAUCAGAAACCCAAAACUCGUAAAGAUGCAAGAUGACAAGCAGAGGACUCCCCUUCACUAUGCUGCAGCCUUGGGUGAAUAUGAAAUAGUCAAGUUAUUGCUAGAAUGGGAUACUUCGGCUGCAUAUCAAGGCGACGACAAUCAACAAAUACCUCUCCAUUUGGCCGCAGAGAAUGGUCAAGUGAACCGGUUAAAAAUAUUGCUUGAUCCGUGCCCGGACACCAUUGAGUUAUUGGAUAAUGAGCAACAAAAUAUCCUCCAUUUUGCGGCCAAAAAUGGAAAUAUUGAUGCUGUCUCAUUUAUAUUGAAGUUGCCUGAAAUGGAAGACUUGGUUAAUGCAGCUGAUAUGUACGGAAAUACUCCAUUGCAUCUUGCAGCAAAGAAUUUCCACAGCAGCAUUGUAUACAUUCUAACAAGAAAUGCAAAGGUGGAUAUUAGGGCAAUCAACAAAUCAAAUGAGACUGCUCUAGCUGUUGUGCAAUCGUCUGAUGAUCGUGGAAUGGAACUGCAAAAGCACUUGACAUUGAAAGCACUAAAGAGAUCUUAUGCAAAGCGAGCUAUUAAUCCCAACGAUGUUGUCGAUAAUGAAGAAUUCAGUUAUGUUGAAGUAGGAAAAGUUGCAGAAAGAGGCGGUAAAAAAAGUAGAGAGAUGGCUCAAAUAAUCUCAGUGAUGGCAACACUAAUAGCUACAUUCACAUUCACUGCUGCCUUUACCAUUCCAGGAGGUUUUAUAAACAAUGGUCCAGAUGAGGGUAUGGCAACAUUGAUUAGAAAAUCAGCUUUCAAGGCAUUUGUCAUCACUGAUACUAUUGCAAUGACUUCAUCUAUGACAGCUGCAGUUAUGGUUUUCUGGUCAUCUUCUCGUCGUAAUAGCGAAUCGUUUAUGGACACACUCCCUUUCGCCAUUGGCUUGACAUGGAUUUCACUUGUAGCAAUGGCACUAGCAUUUGUAACGGGCUUGUUUGUUGUAUUGGCCAAGACUCUAUGGCUAGGUAUAGUGGUUUGUGUGAUCGGAUGUGCUGCCCCUGCCAUUCUAUACAUAUUUGCUCCAUUGUUCCUUCUUGUGUUUGAUCGGUUGUCAUCUACUCGAGCUCGAAGGCCUAAUAUUGUUGAAGACAAUCCAUUUUUGUUUGUUUUCCGACUGGCAAAGAUGAUUUCUUAAAAUCAAACUUGUAUCUGUAAUUGGGUGUAUAAUGGUUUUCUUGUUUAUAACUGUGAGAAGCUGUAAACUUUGAGAACUUGACUAAUGCUUUAAGCUUCUAGUUUCUUGAUGAUGUUUCCAGCUUAUAUAUAUAUCAAAGCUUGAAAUUUCAAUUAAGUAAUUUGGGAAUUCUAUUCGCCCAUGAUCAUUUUUGGAAUAUGAAAUAAAUCAAGUAACAGCCUAAUCUAAAUGUUACAAGUCGAAACUCAAAACUCCAAAUUCAUUCGAUUUCAGGACACGAAAAUGAACUUUUUGACAUCUCAAAUUAACCUAAUACAAGAAAUGAUGCACGAACACUCACUCUAGACUGCCGGGGGACAAAUACCAUUUUAACUAUUGGCUAGUGCAGGAGAUCCAGAUAUCUUAAAUGUUCUUGUUCCCCAACAAGCAUUAAGCCCUAAAGGCCAACACCAUAACGAGGCAGCUCCUUAGAUUUCACUGGCUUAGAACCCUGAAUAAGACCAAGUUGAAACUGGUUCAAUAUUGUUUUCGAAGUGUUCUGCAUUCAGCGGUUUCAGAAUAUAUUUCUAACAUCUUUGAAUUAAAUAAGAUUAUGCUGAAACCUGAAAGUGAAAAGGGAAAGAAAAGGAACAGGCAAUAAGGUUAGAAUCCGUUGGGGACAGGGGCUUUGAACCCGACGUGAAUCGAACACGCAACCUUCUGAUCUGGAGUCAGACGCGCUACCAUUG
This is a messenger RNA of Durio zibethinus, 2707 nucleotides long. NCBI's taxonomy places the organism in Eukaryota, Viridiplantae, Streptophyta, Magnoliopsida, Malvales, Malvaceae. The record is from RefSeq and is a predicted model, not a curated record.